AUGAGGCUAUCACUGGCGUGUAUGUUCCCCAAGGAGAGCGCCUACGUUAGCAUGCCCCUCUCCGGAGUCACCGUGGUCCUGUGUGCCCUCACCCUGCUCUUGGUGGCCCUCAAGGGCCGGAGUCGACGCUACCACCUCCUCCCCCAGCACCACCACCACCCCGGGGUCCCACUUCCCCCGGGCCCCACGCAGUGGCCCCUGGUGGGCAACCUGCUCCAGAUGGGCGACCAGAUCCACCUGUCGCUCACCCGCAUGCGGGCGCAGUACGGCGACGUCUUCCAGCUGCGCCUGGGCUCGCUGACCGUGGUGGUGCUGAGCGGCCACACCACCCUCCGCCGGGCGCUGCUGAGGCAGGGCGAGGCCUUCGCCGGGCGGCCCGACCUCUUCACCUUCUCGGCGGUGGCCGACGGCACCAGCAUGACCUUCAGCGAGAAGUACGGCCCCGCCUGGACCCUCCACAAGAAGCUGUGCGGCAGCGCCCUGCGCUCCUUCUCCCAGGCCCCACCCAGGGGCUCCGGCGCCACCUGCCUCCUGGAGGAGCACGUCUGCGCCGAGGCCGGCCGCAUGGUGGACGCCAUCCUGGAGCGCUCCGAGGCCGGCGAGGGCGAGCGGGAGGGGGGCGGCGGAGGCGAGGGCGCCGGCUUUUCCGGAAGCCUAGACCCGGUGGAUGCCCUGGUGGCGUCCGUGGCCAACGUGGUGUGCGCCCUGUGCUUCGGGAAGAGGUACGACUACAGCGACGAGGACUUCCUCACUGUCGUGCGCGUCAACAACGAGGUGCUGCGCAUCUUCGCGGCGGGGAACCUGGCGGACUUCUUCCCCGUGUUCCGCUACGUGCCCAGCCCCUCGCUGAGGAAGAUGGUCCAGCACAUCCGGCGGAUGAACGGCUUCAUGGAGAAGAACAUCGAGGAACAUCUUGGCACCUUCGACAAGGGCUCCAUCCGUGACAUCACAGACGCCCUGAUCGCUCUGUGUGAAGACAGACAGGAGGAGAAGGGGACGGCCACUCUCUCCAACUCCCAGAUCGUACACACUGUCGUCGACAUCUUCGGAGCGGGAUUCGACACCAUCAUAGCGGGUUUGCAGUGGAGCCUCUUGUACCUUAUCAAGUUCCCUGAGAUCCAGGCCAAGAUACACCAGGAGAUUGAUGAGCAUAUUGGCUCCGAUAGGCUACCGAGGUUUGCUGACAAACCCAAGAUGCCGUUUACAGAGUCGUUCAUCUACGAAGUGUUCCGCCACGCGUCCUACGUUCCCUUCACCAUACCCCACUGCACCACAGUUGACGUAACUCUCAAUGGAUACUUCAUCCCAAAAGACACCUGUGUCUUCAUUAACCAGUAUCAGGUCAACCAUGACACAGAGCUGUGGGGGGACCCGGAUGUGUUCCGCCCCGAACGCUUCCUGGACAGGGCGGGGCUUCUCCACAAAGACCUGACUGAGAAGGUCAUGAUCUUUGGCAUGGGGAAGAGGCGUUGCCUGGGCGACGGCUUUGCCCGGCUGGAGAUGUUUGUGUUCCUGACCACGCUGCUCCACCGCCUGAGGCUCCACAAGGUCCAGGGUCAGGAGCUGGACCUCAGCACCGACUUUGGCCUCACCAUGAAGCCACGCCCCUACCGGAUCGGCAUCUCGUCCCGUGUUUAG
Messenger RNA from Hypomesus transpacificus, 1638 nucleotides. Its product is annotated as cytochrome P450 1A1. Lineage: Eukaryota; Metazoa; Chordata; Actinopteri; Osmeriformes; Osmeridae. The record is from RefSeq and is a predicted model, not a curated record. Gene Ontology annotation, biological process: hormone biosynthetic process; progesterone metabolic process. The transcript is spliced from 6 exons. Bases 1 to 1638 code for a protein of 545 amino acids. Gene Ontology annotation, molecular function: steroid 17-alpha-monooxygenase activity; heme binding; iron ion binding.